AUGGGAGCUCUUAGAAAUAAAGAUCUGCACCCGGCAAACGGCUCAAUCAUUCCACAUCUGCUACUCCUAGCAGCGCAGUUAUUGAUUCUCGCCGGCCCUCGUCAGCUCCCCGGAAGCCGAAUAGUAGCUGCGACGGUAAUUCUCACGCUGGCAGUGGCAGCCCAAUGCAAUCGAUUUACCAACAACCCAGGACUUGCCAACCUCUUUGCCCUGGCGUGGCCUCACUGGCUCUCGGCUUUGGAAAAGACCGUUUUUGCAUCCCCAGGAGGACCCGAAAAUGAUCUAUGGAGAAUAGACCGGGCCACUAGAGAAGCUAUUGCAUGGCCAGCUCUGAGUUGGAGGAAGAUAAAAUGGGCAGUGACUAUUGUGCUGAAUCUCAGGGGUAUCAGGUGGAGCUACCAGGUCAAAAAUGUUCCUCCGGUUGCAGGUUUGGACCGUAUGAGCCGUGCACGGUUCCUGAUAUGGCGUCUUACUGAGUUCGCCUUGGUUAUACUGAUGGCGGACCUGGUUUCACAGAUGGGCCGCCGUCUCUUCUUCAGCAAUGCCCCUGGCGUUGUGGGAACUCUGGACUCCAAGUAUAUCACUGUCAGCGACCAUCGACUGGGAUGGAGCUUCCUGAAGGCCUUGACUUUUGACUGGGACCAUACUACUUUAUCAACAUGCAUAUCUGUGUUGUCCUCCAUUGGUGGCUGUAGCGUUGGGUAUCAGUCGACCAUCCAGUGACGUCUCAGCCCGUUAUAUGGGAGGCAAAAUAUAUAUACACUGAUGCUGACGAUAACUUAACAUAACAGGACUGGCCACCGCUGUUUGGUAAAUUGAAAGAAGCCACCACUAUGAGAAACUUCUGGGGUAUAUUCUGGCAUCAAAUGCUACGCAGGGUUCGUCUUUUCAGCGUCCUCUUCAUGGCCGAACAGACAGCUGACAAGCCAAAAAGUCUCUUAGCACGAUCACCGGCGCCUUUGUCGAUGCUGUAGGCAUCCACCGGGGCACAAACGCAUCCUCCUACACCCAGCUUUGGCUGGCCUUCACCAUUUCGGGUGUGAUGCAUGCUCUUUCACAGUUGUUGAUGCCUCGACCGGCAAACAUCACACCCGGCGAGAUUGUUAUUGGCAUCUUCCUCUUCUUCCCUUGUCAGGCGGCGAUGAUCACGGCUGAGGACUUCGUCAUCUGGC
Molecule: messenger RNA, 1172 nt
Organism: Trichophyton rubrum CBS 118892
Lineage: Eukaryota; Fungi; Ascomycota; Eurotiomycetes; Onygenales; Arthrodermataceae
Exons: 1
Coding region: 1-723 (240 amino acids)
Source: RefSeq, a predicted model, not a curated record